Messenger RNA from Apus apus (common swift), 964 nucleotides. RefSeq names its product DPY30 domain-containing protein 1-like. Gene Ontology annotation, cellular component: Set1C/COMPASS complex. Lineage: Eukaryota; Metazoa; Chordata; Aves; Apodiformes; Apodidae. The record is from RefSeq and is a predicted model, not a curated record. Bases 319 to 807 code for a protein of 162 amino acids. The transcript is spliced from 6 exons.
GCAAGUCAGCACAUUUAUCCGUGAGGAGCUAGGCUAACUGGGCUAGCGUCAGCCACACGGCAGCACCACCCACCGUGCUUGGGCUACAGAACCGUCACCCCUUGUUAGCUCAGCGUCCUUAAGCUAAAAAUUCCGGUGAUAGCUGCCUUCAUAAAUUGAUUUCUAGCUUUUUUCUACGUGUGUACACAUAUUUAUACACACACAAACUGAUUCGGUCUCUGAAGUAACCAGGAAAAGCCAGAACGUCAGCAACUGCUUGCACCAGGACUGACGGCAGAUUUUCUUUUUGCAGAAACCCCUUCUGUCCCCAGGAUGUGAAUGGAGUCACAGUAUCUGAAGAGAUGCUUGGGAAGUUGCUUGACAAAGGGCCUGGCAGAGAUUGUAGAGCAUCGGCCAGCAGAUCCAAUAGAGUAUCUGGCACGUUGGAUUUACAAUUACAGAAGAAUCUUAGAUGAAGAAAAAAAGAGAAUGUUGGAGAGGAUUGAGCUGGAAAAAGAACGGGAGGCAGCUCUGGCAGAACUCGAAAUGUUAAGGAAAAUGAAGGAAGAAGAGUUAAUGAUCCAGGAGAAACUUGAAGAACAGCGUCAGAGCCAGUUGGAACAAAAACGCAAGGAGUUGGAACUGCAGAAGGAAGAAGAAAAAAUGCCGUUGCAACAGCAAGAUCAAGAGGAAAAUGAAACUAUGAUAGCUGAACUUACAGAUACACCUGAAGUGCCUGACUUGACCGAAGUUGAGGAGGUAGAUGAGAGUAGUCAGAUUCAGAGUAUAACAGAUGUCCCAGCAGAGUCAGAAGAAGAGAAUUCCUAACUGAUCUGAAAGCAGUAAAUAUUUUCCACUUGUUACUUGCUGAUCCAGAAGUGUAAUGUCUUCAUUUAUGUAUUUUAUAUACUGAAGUGAUUUACAUGCCUGUUGUUUCAAUUUCUGUACUUUCUGACUGUUUGCAUAAAGUCUGUUAAUUCUGGCA